AUGAUCCAAGGUACCCAUGCCAUCCUACCUGACCUUCCAGCAGUAGGAGGAAACGAGGGGGUGGCCCAGGUGAUCCCAAGAGAUGCUGGAUUAGGGACGUGGAGGACAGCAGCGGUUUUAGCUGAAGACGAUGUGAUCUCGCUGCCCAAUGACACCCCCCUGUUCUCUGCAGCCACACUGGGGGUUAACCCCUGCACUGCCUUUAGGAUGCUCUCUGACUUUGAGGAGCUGAAACCAGGUGUGCUAAGUUCACCAUUUCAACAUGUUACACUAUAUAAUUUUUGUAUUGCACUGCUCUUUGUAUGUGAGUUCAUUCCAGGUGACACAGUGAUCCAGAAUGCAGCCAACAGUGGUGUGGAUCAGGCUGUCAUGCAGAUUGCUGCUGUAAGGGGGAUCCAAACCAUCAACGUGGUCAGAGACAGGCCAGACCUCACACAGCUUAUUGAUAGGCUGAAGGCCACGGGCGCCAGUCACGUGAUCAAAGAGGAGACCCUGAGAUGGGAUGAAAUGAAGGAACUUUUCAAGACCCGUCCAAGGCCUAAGCUGGCACUGAACGGAGUUAGGGGCAAGAGUGCAACGGAACUCCUCCAUCACUUACAAGUUGGAGGGUCGAUGGUGAGGUAUGGAGGGAUGGCCAAGGAGCCAGUCACUGUUCCUGUGAGUGCCCUGAUCUUCAAAAAUGUGAAAGUGCAAGGGUUCUGGGUCACCCAGUGGAAGAUAACCCACUCUCGGGAUGAGGGGAUCUUACGGGGACUGCUGGAUGAGCUCUGCUCCCUGAUCCGCCAGGGAAAACUGACCGCACCUGCCUGUUCCGAGGUAGGCCUCCAAGACUUCCGGCAAGCACUGGACACUGCCAUGCAGCCGUUCACCUCAGCCAAACAGGUCCUGGUCGUGUGAUCCAGCUGUUCCCAGCUGUUCUCAGGGUUUUGUUCAUUAGGCACCAAACGGAAGAAAAAGGACUGAAACAGGAAGGGACUACCUGGACUUGUCUAAUAAGAAACAGUGUUUUGCACUGGGUGCUAAUUGAAUACGACCCUGCAUACAAAACGAAGUCCCGGCACGUUCAAUGGGUGCAGCCCCAAGGCUGCCUCUUCAUCAUUGUCGGAAAAACAUUGCUCAAGCACAUGUAUUUUCCGUAGAGACUCAAAGUCCACUAUAUAUGUUAUUAGGACCACUUUAAGUCAUCUUUCCUGACAACAGUUCUUGGAAAUUAUUUCAGAAUGGUCAUCGAUUCCUUGACAACUUAUGUAUUGUCUACAUGUUUAUUUCUCCUGCAUGGUAACAUUGUUAUAUCCUGGUCCCAGAUCGGUUUGUGCCGUCUUAGCAACUCCUAUGGUUAUUACUAUGCAAGACGGCACAAACAGAUCUGGGACCAGGCUAAUGUGGUUAUGCAACAGAUGGUGUUCUGGUAAAACACUAAUAAACAUUUGGGAAAGAUUAAGCUAUUUUAUAGAGUUCCAAAUACUUGUUGUAUGGACACGAGCAAAUACGAUCAUGACGCGUAUUAGACAGGUUUAUUACUUUAAAAACAAUACUGCAGGGUCCAACUAGAGCUGUUACACUGACCAUGUUACCGCCAUCGGCAGUCACGAGUCAUGACUGCAGUCAAGUUCCACAUGAUCAAAUUCCAGACGAUUCCGCAGGUGAAGAAGCCGGAAGUGGAGGUCUUGGGCUGGCGUGGUUACGAGUGGUCUGCGCUUGUGAGGCCGGUUGGACACACAGCCAAAUUCUCUUAAAUGACAUUGGAGGUGGCUUAUUGUAGAGAAAUGAACAUGACUUUUUCAGGCAAUAGCUCCAGUUGACAUUCCUGCAGUCAGCAUGCCAAUUGCACACUCCCUCAACACUUGAGAUAUCUUUGGCAUUGUGUUGUGAC
Salmo salar (Atlantic salmon) is the source of this 1873-nucleotide messenger RNA. RefSeq names its product enoyl-[acyl-carrier-protein] reductase, mitochondrial-like. Gene Ontology annotation, biological process: fatty acid metabolic process. Gene Ontology annotation, cellular component: mitochondrion. The record is from RefSeq and is a predicted model, not a curated record. Lineage: Eukaryota; Metazoa; Chordata; Actinopteri; Salmoniformes; Salmonidae.